Messenger RNA from Melanotaenia boesemani (Boeseman's rainbowfish), 809 nucleotides. RefSeq names its product ALG14 UDP-N-acetylglucosaminyltransferase subunit (gene alg14). The transcript has 4 exons. The record is from RefSeq and is a predicted model, not a curated record. Gene Ontology annotation, cellular component: UDP-N-acetylglucosamine transferase complex. The coding region runs from base 26 to 676 and encodes 216 amino acids. Gene Ontology annotation, biological process: dolichol-linked oligosaccharide biosynthetic process. NCBI's taxonomy places the organism in Eukaryota, Metazoa, Chordata, Actinopteri, Atheriniformes, Melanotaeniidae.
GUCUUACAAAGCUUCCGUAGCUGUCAUGGCGUGCUUGGUAUCAGCUGUGUUUGCCUUUUUACUUGUAUGUUUAAUAUUUAUUAUUCGAUUAUAUAUCGUUGUGAAGACGGGACCCAAACAUCGACCCGGAACCAAAGGUUCGGUGACUGUUCUGGUCGUCGCCGGAUCAGGUGGUCACACCACAGAGAUCCUGCGGCUGCUUGAAUGCCUGUCUGCAGCGUACACACCGCGACAUUAUGUGAUUGCUGACACAGACAGGAUGAGUGAAGAGAAGAUCUGCAGAUUUGAAAGCUUAAAACAACAAUCUGAUGCUGAGUCACAGUUCACCAUCUGUCGCAUCCCGCGGAGCAGAGAGGUGCACCAGUCUUGGACUUCCUCUGUCGUCAGCACCCUGAACGCCCUGCGGUUCUCCCUCCCCUUGGUGUUCAGACUCAGACCUGAUAUGGUGCUGUGUAAUGGCCCAGGGACCUGCGUUCCUCUGUGUGUGGCAGGACUGCUCCUGGGAAUUCUGGGAAUGAAGAAAGUCCUGAUUGUCUACGUUGAAAGCAUUUGCAGAGUGGAGACGCUGUCGUUAACAGGCAGGAUCUUGUACCUGGUGUCAGACUAUUUCUUUGUGCAAUGGUCCUCUCUGAGGGACAAAUACCCAAAAUCCAUCUUCCUUGGAAGAAUAGUGUGACGUAAGCUGCUUUACAUGGACGCUGGAUUGGAAAGGAUUGAUUAUCUUGUGUUUGUUAUGAAUGACUCUUCCCUCUUGUCUGUGUCUCAAAAACAGCAUGCAUUCCAGAUCAUUAAUAAAUUUGUGAUUUUUA